AUGUCAAAUAUCCCACUUUCUUCUUUCCAGAACUGUAUCUGCAAGAGCAAAAGUCACUGCUACUGUGAUGAAACUAAAGGUAGUAAGGGUGAAAUGGGCUUUCCUGGUUACCCCGGUCCACCUGGUCAGAUGGGCUUCCCUGGCCCAGAGGGCCCUCCUGGACCUCAAGGGCCUAAGGGUUUUCCAGGGCCAGUAGGAUUUGCUGGGCCUAAAGGUUCAAGGGGUGCACCAGGAGUCCCUGGUUAUUCAGGCUUCCCAGGUCUCCCAGGUAAACCAGGAAAUGCUGGUCCUCCAGGUCCUCCAGGUAUACCAGGAUGCAAUGGGACAAAGGGUGAGAGGGGAUUUCCAGGCUUCCCAGGGCAAGAAGGACCUCCAGGAUUACCGGGUCCUAAAGGCAUCAAAGGAGAAAAAGGACGUUCUGCAAAUGGAUAUGACCAGGUUUAUAACUCCCAAGGUGAUCCAGGAUUACCAGGAAUGCCUGGAUUUCAGGGUGCACCAGGACCUCAAGGAUUACCAGGAAUGAUUGGGCCCCAAGGCCCUCCAGGUUUUCCAGGAGCACAAGGAAGACAAGGACUUCCAGGUCCCAAGGGUCUCAUGGGUGUCAAAGUCAUUGGAGCCAAAGGAACAAAAGGUGAUGUUGGACUACAAGGGCCCCCAGGAGCAACAGGAACAGUUAUUGUAACACUGACCCGAGCAGAUAAUAUCACGGAAUUAAAAGGUGAUAAAGGAGACAUGGGUUUUCCAGGACCUCCUGGACUCCAGGGAGAUCCAGGACCACCUGGCGAUUUUCGAAGUGCAAAAGGAGAAUCAGGAGAGCCAGGAACUCAGGGUAGACUUGGAAAGGAUGGUAUCCCUGGGCCACCUGGCUUACAGGGAGAAAAGGGAGACAUGGGUAUCCCAGGAUUGCCAGGAGAAGUUGGGCUAAAGGGAAGGAAAGGUGAAGUGGGUCCUCAAGGAAUUCCAGGUCCAACAGAGUAUUAUGAUGAAAUACCUGGUGAAAAAGGCAAUAGGGGCUACCCAGGGCCCCCAGGACCUAAAGGCCCACGUGGAGCACCUGGUCCCCAAGGUCCCACUGGUGCCAUUGGUAGGUCAGGUGUUUCACAGCCUGGUCCCAAAGGUCUGCCAGGCUUUUCUGGCAUCAAGGGAAGAAAAGGAGAUAGAGGACAACCUGGGACAGAUGCUAUUGGACCACCAGGACUUCCUGGAUUGCCAGGGCGACCUGGCCCAGCAGGAUCACCAGGACUUUCAGGACAGCCAGGUACAAUAACUUAUGAAAAUGGCCCACCAGGAAACCCUGGAAGCCCAGGAUGCAUGGGACCUCCAGGUCUUUCAGGACCUAGUGGGGCAAAAGGUGACAAAGCAGAGCCAUGUGACCAGUGCACUUAUACUAUAGGACAACCUGGCAUUCCUGGUGUUCCUGGGGCUAAGGGUCAACAUGGAAUUAAAGGUGUAGAAGGUAUAUUUGGCCCGAAAGGAUCCCAAGGGUUCCCUGGACAGCAGGGGUCUCCUGGCAUUCAGGGAAGUGAAGGUUUUCCAGGAAUCCAAGGCCUUAAAGGAUCAAAAGGUGAACCAGGGUAUGUCCAUCCAGAAGGUCCAAAAGGUGACAGAGGAGAACCAGGACCCAGAGGAAGCUCAGGAGAAAAUGGAUUGGAUGGGUCACCUGGGCAACCUGGACUGGAUGGUUCAAAAGGUCCUGUGGGUGCACAGGGAGCUGAUGGUCCAAAAGGAGACAGAGGUUCACCUGGAUUAAUCGGUAGCUCAGGUUUUCCUGGAGAGAUGGGUCGUGUUGGACCAGCAGGAUAUGGGCCACAAGGAGUAGAAGGUUCUAAAGGAUCUCAAGGAAAACCUGGUUUGCCCGGGCUUCCUGGAGUAGCUGGGCUCAAAGGUGAAUCUGGUAAAGUAAAUGCAAUUCCUGGAUCACCUGGACUUCGAGGACCAGAUGGCAGACCAGGACUAGAAGGAGUAAAAGGUAGUGUUGGGGCCAGAGGGCAGCGUGGUAACCCAGGCCUCCCAGGACCAGAAGGUGAUCCAGGCUUAUCAGAGAAUGGAUUCCCUGGUUAUGCUGGUCUGAAAGGAAAUAAAGGAUAUCAAGGUUUUAAAGGACAACCAGGCUGUCCAGGAAAAUCAGGAGAACAAGGCUUACCGGGAGAACCUGGGAUUGCAGGACUAAAGGGUGAACCAGGCCCAGUUAUUCCUGGACAACAAGGUAGAACAGGUUCACAAGGAGAAGAGGGUUCUUCAGGUGAGAAGGGUGAAAAUGGAUCACUAGGACUUCCGGGACUUCCAGGUCGACAAGGCCGUGAUGGGGUUGAUGGGCCAAGAGGAGAAACUGGAUUCCCUGGACUUCCAGGAGAAAAGGGUGUCCCGGGAAAAAUGGGUGAUUGCAUUAUUGGCUUACCAGGACCACAAGGUCCAUGUGGAAUAAUAGGCCCACACGGAGCUACAGGAUUAUUGGGAGCCAAAGGAGAUCCAGGUAUUCCAGGAUUAGAUAUCCCAGGAUUUCCAGGACAAUUUGGGUUACCUGGAUUACCUGGCCUUCAAGGAGAUGAAGGAUCACCUGGCAUCAGGGGACAGCCUGGCAGGCCUGGAGAACCAGGUAUACCUGGUCCAAGAGGUGAGCUAGGCUUGAUGGGCAUUGUAGGUAUUCCUGGGUUUCCUGGUAUCAUUGGAAAUCCAGGGAUCCCUGGAAGCAGAGGUUCUCCUGGCUUUCCAGGACCAAAAGGAAGAAAGGGAUAUUCAGGGGAAAAAGGUGAACCAGGUGAUAAAGGUUCUCCUGGAACAUCAGAGUUCAGAAUGAGUUUUGGAGAUAAAGGAAACAGAGGAGCUAGAGGGUUUCCAGGCCAAAUGGGAGACAAAGGAGAAAGAGGCGAACAAGGUGCUCAAGGAUGCGUUGGUCCUAAUGGGCUGCCAGGAACACCUGCUCCACCAGGUCCCAAAGGAGAGAAAGGACUUCCAGGAAUUCCUGGGGGACUGGGACUGCCAGGAGCUCCAGGAGACAGAGGGGACAUGGGAAUGCCAGGUCCUAAAGGUGAGAAAGGCUCUUCAGGUUUGCCUGGAUCAUCUGGUAUAUCAGGGUCGUCGGGCUUUCCCGGUAUUCCAGGGGAUAAAGGAGAACCAGGAUGCCCUGGGAUUGGGCCUCCAGGAAUCCCAGGACCCAAGGGUGAUCCAGGUCUGCCAGGAGAAAGAGGAAGGAAAGGUGAACGUGGUUCACCAGGCCAACAAGGGCUCAUAGGAGAACCUGGACUACCUGGAAACAGAGGGAAUAAUGGAUUACCAGGAAUUCCAGGAGAAUCAGGACCUGCAGGCAGUAAUGGUAUUAAAGGUAACAAAGGAUUCCCAGGACUAAAUGGCAUCAGAGGCUCCCCAGGUCCAGCUGGUCAACCUGGUGAUGAUGGACCUGUUGGUGAAAGGGGUAAUCAAGGGCGUGAUGGUAUUCCUGGUCCCCCUGGAGAAAAGGGAAGCCAAGGUCACCCUGGGGAUCAGAUUCCUGGCCCUCAAGGUCUUCCUGGACCUAAAGGUAUCAAAGGAGAUAUGGGAAUGGCUGGUUUUCCAGGACUACAAGGUGUUAAAGGUUUUAUAGGGGACCAAGGACCAAGUGGACCUCCUGGUUUACCUGGACAACGAGGACUUCCAGGAGAACCAGGCUUAGGAAUUGCUGGCCCAAAAGGAAAUAGAGGCCCCCAAGGUCCAGAUGGGGAACCAGGUGCUCCUGGUAUUCCAGGGCCUGCCGGGCCCUCUAGCUACAGUAUUAAAGGAAGUAAAGGUUCUCGAGGAACAGAUGGCUUACCAGGUCCACCAGGAACUAGAGGAGAUAUUGGUCUACCUGGCCCACCAGGAACAGAAGGGAUCCCUGGGUAUCAAGGUCCUAGAGGUGAACCUGGUUUUCCAGGAUUCCCAGGCAUAAAAGGUGAAAAGGGCAACAGGGGACCACCUGGGCCUACAGGAGUUGCAGGGCCUGGAGGGCCAAAGGGCUUACCUGGUCAUCCUGGACCACCUGCAAAAGCCAUCUCCUUCCCAGGAAGCCCAGGACCUGCAGGGCUGCCUGGAAGCCCAGGAGAACAAGGAGAUCCAGGCCCAAGAGGACCACCUGGGCUACCAGGGCCUCCUGGUAUAAUGGGCCAGCCAGGCCAUGUUGGGAUUCCAGGUAUACCUGGGCCACCUGGAUUAAAAGGAGACAAGGGAUUCCAAGGACAAAAAGGUUUACCUGGAUUGCUUGGUUUUCCUGGUGUAAAAGGACUUCCUGGUUUCCCAGGACCUUGCUUUUCUGGCCCAGCAAAAAGUGGCUUUAUUUUUUCUCGGCACAGCCAGUCAGCAAAGAUUCCUUCAUGUCCGCCUGGAACUACUCAGAUCUAUAGUGGCUAUUCUCUCCUUUUCGUACAGGGGAAUGAGCAAGCACAUGGACAAGACCUUGGUACAGCUGGCAGCUGCCUUCAGAGAUUUACCACCAUGCCCUUUUUAUUAUGCAAUCCCAAUAAUGUUUGUAGAUUUGCUUCUCGCAAUGACUAUUCAUAUUGGUUGUCAACAGCAGAACCAAUGCCUUCAGACAUGGCACCCAUUUCUGGGAAAGCUUUGGAACCUUAUAUUAGCAGGUGUUCUGUCUGUGAAGGUCCUGCCAUGAUUAUAGCAGUCCACAGCCAAACAGCUUCAGUUCCACCAUGCCCUCAAGGAUGGCAGUCCCUUUGGAAAGGUUUUUCUUUUGUUAUGUAUACAGGAGCAGGCUCGGAAGCCUCUGGACAAAUGCUGGCAUCUCCAGGGUCAUGCUUAGAGAAAUUUUAUGCCAUUCCAUUUAUUGAAUGUCAUGGUCGAGGGACAUGCAAUUAUUACUCAAACUCGUACAGCUUCUGGCUGGCUUCACUGAAUCCAAGAAGAAUGUUCAGGAAACCAUUACCACAGACUCUGAAAGCUGGAGAAUUGGAAAAAAUAAUCAGUCGCUGUCAAGUCUGUAUGAGAAAACCCAACUAA
This is a messenger RNA of Varanus komodoensis (Komodo dragon), 4962 nucleotides long. RefSeq names its product collagen type IV alpha 3 chain (gene COL4A3). The transcript has 51 exons. Gene Ontology annotation, molecular function: extracellular matrix structural constituent. The record is from RefSeq and is a predicted model, not a curated record. Lineage: Eukaryota; Metazoa; Chordata; Lepidosauria; Squamata; Varanidae. Bases 1 to 4962 code for a protein of 1653 amino acids. Gene Ontology annotation, cellular component: collagen trimer; basement membrane.